GCGAGAUUGCGAGGUCUCUCGAGUGCGAGGUAGAGGCCGUUCCUUCGUCUGGUCUGCCUGUUCUCUUCUCCGGUGUUCUCCGUCUCCCUGUCAGAGAUAGAAGAUGGCAGAUGGUGAGGACAUUCAGCCCCUCGUGUGCGACAAUGGAACUGGAAUGGUCAAGGCUGGUUUUGCUGGAGAUGAUGCCCCGAGAGCUGUCUUCCCUAGCAUCGUGGGUCGACCACGCCACACCGGCGUGAUGGUAGGCAUGGGGCAGAAGGACGCGUACGUGGGAGACGAAGCUCAAUCCAAGCGAGGCAUUCUGACGCUCAAGUACCCGAUCGAGCACGGCAUCGUGAGCAACUGGGACGACAUGGAGAAGAUUUGGCACCACACCUUCUACAACGAGCUCCGCGUCGCCCCCGAAGAACACCCCAUUCUGCUCACCGAGGCGCCUCUCAACCCCAAGGCGAAUCGUGAGAAGAUGACUCAGAUCAUGUUCGAGACCUUCAACGCUCCCGCGAUGUAUGUCGCCAUCCAGGCUGUCCUCUCUCUUUAUGCUAGUGGUCGAACGACAGGCAUUGUGCUCGACUCCGGCGACGGUGUCAGCCACACGGUUCCUAUCUACGAAGGCUACGCACUCCCGCACGCGAUUCUUCGCCUCGACCUGGCGGGCCGCGACCUCACCGACGCUCUCAUGAAGAUCCUGACGGAGCGCGGCUACUCCUUCACCACCACGGCGGAGCGUGAAAUCGUCCGUGACAUCAAGGAGAAGCUGGCCUACAUCGCUCUCGACUACGAGCAGGAGCUGGAGAUGGCGAAGACCAGCUCGUCGGUGGAGAAGAACUACGAGCUGCCGGAUGGGCAGGUGAUCACCAUCGGCGCCGAGCGGUUCCGCUGCCCGGAAGUCCUCUUCCAGCCGUCCAUGAUCGGGAUGGAAGCUGCAGGCAUACACGAGACCACCUACAACUCCAUCAUGAAGUGCGAUGUGGACAUCAGGAAGGAUUUGUAUGGCAACAUCGUGCUGAGCGGAGGAUCCACCAUGUUCCCAGGCAUUGCUGACAGGAUGAGCAAGGAGAUCACGGCGCUGGCGCCAAGCAGCAUGAAGAUCAAGGUGGUUGCUCCCCCUGAGAGGAAGUACAGUGUUUGGAUUGGAGGCUCCAUUUUGGCAUCCCUCAGCACCUUCCAACAGAUGUGGAUUGCAAAAGCAGAGUACGACGAGUCUGGUCCAUCGAUCGUGCACAGGAAAUGCUUCUAAGAUCACCAACACUGGGAAUGGUAGAAGAAUAAGGUGAGAUCAUCAACACGACUGGCUUGAGAGAGUAGGCUCAGUUAUCUCCAAAUGGAUUUCACCUGAAUGGUGGUAUGGACACUGAUGAGGGCUGCUGUUCUUCCUCAACCAAGUAUUGCUUCGGUGUUUUGUGCUUUGUUCCUCUUAAUUCUUACUUCAAUUCUGUACUUGAUGGAAGGUCGAGAAUUCCGAACCAGAUGUGAUUUUUGAGUAUCUUGUUACCUUGCUAUUUAUGCUCAAUAAGUGUAUUUUGCCGUCAGAAAUAUA
Molecule: messenger RNA, 1537 nt
Organism: Musa acuminata subsp. malaccensis (wild Malaysian banana)
Lineage: Eukaryota; Viridiplantae; Streptophyta; Magnoliopsida; Zingiberales; Musaceae
Product: actin-like
Cellular component (GO): cytoplasm
Source: RefSeq, a predicted model, not a curated record